CACCAACUCCACUGGGUCCAGUCCAAGUCCAAGUCCAACACCAACACCAACACCACUAACAUAUCCACACCCCCAAACACACAAGACCUGUUCUCUCUUAUUGCACUGCUCCACUUGCUCUACUCUUUUGUCCAGCCUAUUUUACCAAUUACUCUAGUCACCAUCUCAACCUCUCCUCUCACCAAAUCUCUCGUUCCUCAACUUCAACGUCUUGGACGUCUUCGACCCUCACUCCUCCUCGACACACGCUUCUCUCUACACGCGACAAUGGUACUAUAGAUCGAUUCCUCGUCACAUCCCGUUGUGACUUGAGCAAUUCACGGCCCGCCUGUGCGAGCCUUCUGCACUCCCCUUCAGUAUGUCGAGGCGACAACAGCCGCUCCAACAAUCUCGCCCAUCAUGGAUCCCUCACAGUACUAUCAGCACCAUCAUCACCACUCCCACCGUCAUCACCACAAGUCUCUAUCGCAGCAACAGUCGUCCGCCUCCCUCUCGUCGACGGCUCGCGGAGCCCCGCCGCUGCAUACCCAUCUCCCCUCCUCUUCCUCCAUGCCUUUGAGGACCGCCAACAGCACUCCUAUGUCUUCGCCAGGACUUUUCAGCCCCUCGCCCUCUAGGCAGAAUCUCGUCACCUCCGUAUCCGAGAACAAUACACCUCCCAAUUACACCCAAAGUCCUCUCCUGCACCCUUUGCAGAUGCACAAAGUUAGAGAGACACACAAAGCCCUUAUUGACUCAGAUACCGCCACAGGCCGCAAGCUCAUUAACCAAUAUGAAGUGAUCGAAGAAAUUGGCCGUGGAAUGCAUGGUAAAGUCAAGCUGGCUCGCAACCUCGAAACAGGCGAAAAUGUGGCCAUCAAGAUCAUCCCACGUUUCUCUAAGAAGCGACGCCUUGGAAAGGUUACGGCAAAGUCUCCCCAAGACAAGACGAAGAAGGAAAUCGCCAUCUUGAAGAAGAUCCGUCAUCCGAAUGUCGUCGCCCUCCUCGAAGUCAUUGACGACCCUGAGCUCAAGAAGAUUUACAUGGUUCUUGAGCAUGUGGAACUCGGUGAAGUUGUGUGGCGUAAGAAGGGUCUCCCUCACAUUUGUCUAUUCGAACGACGACGCAUAGAACGCGAAAUGCGAGGCGAGCUCCCAACUCCCGAGGAGGACCGUUACGAACAACUCCUUGAACAUCGCCAGGCUAUCAAGCAAAUGAAACGAGCCAAGAUGGCACAGAAUUACCCCGGUCAGAUGAACUGGAGUUUUGAGAAUGGAGGAGCCGACGAGCCUAGUAGCAGUCUAGGAAGCCAGUCCCGCAUAUCCUCCAUGCAAGACUUUGCCGUCAGCGAUGGAUCACCUUCGAGACCUACUUCACGACAAACCUUCCGCGAUGAACAAAGGGCACAUUCACGAUCACGAUCUGUGGUUUCGUCGACUCGGGCCGUUGAAGACCCUGACGAGUUCAUCAAUUGGGAAGACGACAUGGAAACCCCCAGCGCUCUCCGAUCUAACCCCACCUCGAGUACCGCGUUGGAUGGCACCAUGUACGGCCCGUACGUCGACGAAGGCUUCCGAGGACGCUCUCCCAGCAUGGCUGAUUCGAUCAUCUCGCACAUGUCCUCUCUUGAUUUCAACCCUCAACAACACGACCCCUUCUCAGAUGACUUCUCCUACGUUCCAUGCUUCACCUUUGACCAAGCUCGAUCAACCUUCAGAGAUACUGUUCUCGGCCUCGAGUACUUGCAUUAUCAAGGUGUCGUCCACCGAGAUAUCAAGCCAGCCAAUCUGUUGUGGAGUAAAGAUCAUCGCGUCAAGAUUUCUGACUUUGGCGUCUCCUACUUUGGCCGACCUAUUCGCGAUGGCGAGUUUGACGACACAGUAUCCGAAUCUGAGGCCAAGGAUUUCGACGAUGAUCUUGAACUUGCUAAGACAGUUGGUACACCUGCGUUCUUUGCUCCCGAGUUAUGCUACACCGACUUGGACACAGAACAACCCAAGGUCUCGGAACAAAUCGAUGUUUGGUCUCUCGGUGUGACGCUUUACUGCUUGAUCUACGCUCGAAUCCCCUUCCUCGCCGAAGAUGAGUUUCAGAUGUUCCGAAAGAUCGCAACUGAGGAAGUCUACAUCCCCAAGCGCCGCUUGAUGCCCGUUCACCCCUCAACCUCCCCUGCCGCUACCUCCCUCUACAAGCGUCAGAACAUGCACCCGUACCGUGAUGACAACGACUUGGUCUACGAAGAAGUCGACAACCUCCUUAUUGACCUGCUGCGACAAAUGCUCACCAAGAACCCUGAAAAGCGAAUUCGAUUGCGAGACAUCAAGCGUCACCCAUGGGUCGUCCAGGAUAUUAUGAAUCCUAUCGGAUGGCUCGACGAUACUGACCCUGCUCGCCCUUCUUCCGGUCGCAAGAUCCAAGUCGACGAAAGGGAAAUGUCAUCCGCCGUCGUGCCUCUUACUUUUCUCGAGCGUGCCCGCUCGGUGGUCAAGAAGGCUGUUGGCAAGGUAAUGCACCCCCUCGUGGAACGAAGUGAUAGCAAAACGCGACAUCGAGCCAACAGUAGUGCUGCUAGCUCCACCGGCGACAACGUAAGCAUGUACAAUAACGGACCUCCGACUCCUCAUGGGCAGUACCGCGAGAACCGACGCAAGAGUCUCCGCCCUGACGACUACUUCGCGAGUGCCAUGCGAGAUGCCGCCGCGGCGCCCGAACAUCCUCUCUCAGUCAGCCAAUCAGUCAGCCAAUCAGUCAGCCCACAGCCCGAAUCCGUCAUCUACGACCCGUUGGCCACUGUUCUUCCCGAAGCCGGCGUUUACCGGGGCCAUCAUCAUGCUCAUAGCGAGAGCGAGUCGAUACGCGAACCCGAGAAGUCAUCAUCGGCAGCCUCUCUAUGGCCCUUCCACCGUCACGCUCAUAGCCAUGGACAUACCAAAACCACUCAACACUGGCUCCAUCUUGGCUCCCCCAUGCCCGUCUCUCAAACCACUCCUACUACCCCUUAUUUCUCCAGCCCAGUCGACGGACCAGAUGACUCUGGUGCCGAGACGGUCCGAAAGACUCGCGACAUGGACUUGACGGAUUCCAUGGAUGAAAGCUCACGGUCCAAGUCAGUCGAUCGUGGCCUCUUCUCCAGUUCAGAUAAACGCGCUGAACCCAAGGUGGGCGUCAAUACCACCGUUGCGCCAGGCAGCGUUCAAGCACCACCUCGGCAUGGAAGACGACCUGUCAAGUCCGUUGACUUGGGCAAGGCUUCCCACCAUAGACGCUUGGAAGCUUCUAUACUCUCCUCAUCUCUCGCCGCCGCCGCUGGUCAACAGUAUAGUCAGGCGGUUCCAACCCACUCUGCUGAAUCUUGCAACAAGACCAGACCUCGAUCUCUUCAGAGAAUGGAUAGUGCUCCGAUCACAAGAACGUCACCACCUCGCCACUCGGAAGAUCUCUGCAUGCGACGAGGUGAUCGGGUUGAGUACAUCAGUUACUCUUGCCCGCCCUCACCUAUCCAGGAGGAAUGGACCCGAGAUGAAACCCUUCCUCGCGCAGAUACCAUGACCACUACCAAGUCGUCAAGUGUCGAUUCAAUGGAGGCGUUAGCCACCCCAUCGACUAGCCCAAGUGUCACCAGCCCUGUCUCAGCACUCCCUUCUACAGCCAGCACAUCAGAGCGGAUGCUGGCAUUCCAGUCUGAUCCCUCUCUGCCAGCCUUGCUCAGUGGUGCCAGCUCCGUCUCAGCUGAUAUGGAAGCUGAGCUGUUGUGCAAACCAGGCAUUGUCAGCGCUCACCCACAACUGCUCGAAACCACCGACAGUCUGACGCCACCAGCUUUUGACAAGGAACCCAAUGGCUUCCCUAUCGACCACGUGUACGGCAAUCCUCCUGCUAUGGACAGUGGUUCUCUUGCUGUCCAUCUCGAAGGUGGUGCUCGGGACUCGGUGACUAGCACUCCCGUUGCCCGGCCCGUCGACGAUGAUUUCGACGACGAUGGCAGCGAUGACGGGAUCUUGCUCAUGGCCAAGUCAAAGAAGAAGCCAGCGCAGACUACGUCACGACCUCCAGUCUUCAACCCUCGAAGACGUGACACCAACAUUAGCAUUGCGAGCACCGAAACAGCCAAGAAGGUGCCGACCUCUGCAUAUGGUGACGAAGGGACGUCACCCUAUGAAACAUGAUACCCCUUCCCCGUUUUAUGGCAUAUUUAUUAAGUUCAUUUAUUUAUCUUGUCACAUACUUUGUCAAAUGCCAGACAAGCAUUGAGAGUCUUUUUCCAUUAUGGGUCGAGUUGCAUCUUCAGUUGCCUGGAGAAAUGUUUUGGAGCAUGAGGCCUUCGCUUUGCACGAAACGUGGUAUCACAUCAGGUGUUUUCUUGUUAUUAGAUCGUUGCUCACAUCCCAGAGAGGGAUCGUUACUGCAUUGCUAUUUUAUGGCAUAUCAUGGGUGGCUCAGUUGCUAUAAAGAUUUAUCCCGUGUUGUUUUUUCUUGAGACGGACCGCUGUUUCGUGGGCGGGAUGUAUGGAUGAGAAAAUGAGAAUAAUGACGGGUUUUAUGAGCUGAAAUGAGAUCGGAGGAGGGACAAAGGAUGAAUAUGUAUCGGAUCAAAGGCAGAAGGGGCCCAGAACGUCACCGCUUCGUCGGAAGUCAGUCCUAUCGUUGACGGACGCAUUGUUUAUAUAUAUGACGAGAAGGAGGAGGAAUAAGAAUGAACCCCUUGCAUUUUUUCGCUGGGCUAUAUACAGCGGCAUCAGAGCAGCCUGCCCCUGGGAGAACAGGGAGGCUUGCGUGCAUUUGUAUAGAUACGGUGGAGAGAUUUGUUACUUUCUUUGGUUGGAUGUCAUUCCAUCUAUUGAAGAUUUGUGUCGGUGCUGUGCAUCUGACACCGAUAAUAAUAGCCCCUUGAAACUGCAGAA
Fusarium verticillioides 7600 is the source of this 4881-nucleotide messenger RNA. Its product is annotated as CAMKK protein kinase. The coding region runs from base 400 to 4146 and encodes 1248 amino acids. Lineage: Eukaryota; Fungi; Ascomycota; Sordariomycetes; Hypocreales; Nectriaceae. Gene Ontology annotation, molecular function: protein kinase activity; ATP binding. The transcript has 2 exons. The record is from RefSeq and is a predicted model, not a curated record. Gene Ontology annotation, biological process: protein phosphorylation.